Molecule: messenger RNA, 1872 nt
Organism: Trichoplusia ni (cabbage looper)
Lineage: Eukaryota; Metazoa; Arthropoda; Insecta; Lepidoptera; Noctuidae
Exons: 2
Coding region: 1-1872 (623 amino acids)
Molecular function (GO): zinc ion binding; nucleic acid binding
Source: RefSeq, a predicted model, not a curated record
AUGGUGGGUACAGUGUCUGGUUCUGAUACUGCAUCGAGUAUAAUGAGCGUAGAACCAUUAAGAAGCAAAGUACUGAGGAAACGGCCGCGAGCGGUUAAGAAUUUAGGUUCUGAACCUCUCUCGUCCGAAGAAGACAUGCCUUUGCCGAAAGUUGGAGCGAUCGUUAAAAGAGGAAGAGGCCGACCCCCAUCUACUGGGGAGUAUGUCGGUCUAGCCAAGGCUAAAGCACUUCUUGCUUUGAAAAAAGGAAAGGAGUCAUUCCUUAAAGCGGAAGACGAAAUAGCUGAGUCAGUUGAAAGCGCCCGUGCUGCAAUGGUGCGAAUGACUGAGGUCUUACAUGAAGAUGGAAAAUGUGACACCGAAAUAUCUACUUCGUCCAUUCUAAAAGCCGUCUCGACUAGUCUGGAUGUUGUCCUGAAAGUUGCUUCAAAGUCUGGCAAUUUAAAAGGUACGUUCCAGAGAGCUUUAAGAGACGCAGUUUCUACAAUAAGUGACGCGGUGGAAACACUCGGCACACGGACGGUCACAGAGGAGACCGCUGCUUUGCAAAGCAAGACAACUAAACUAGAAGUUGAUAACGCUCGUCUGCAAGAAGAGCUGGCGGACAUGCGCAAAGAACUUGCUGAAAUCCGAAGUCAGGUGUCAUCAGAGAAAAUCGGUUCCCCUGUUAACGCCUCUGCAGCUACAGCCAAUGCUGUAGUACCCCAGGAGGAACUGAUUCGUGCUAUUAUGAUUGAGGUGGGGACCAUGGUGAAUGCACGAAUUGAGGGUUUAGAAGAACGGUUGUUGCCCGAGAUGCGUCUGCGGCCUGCACUGGCUGCAGACACAAAGAGAACACCAGCAACAGUAAAGGCGAACCCACCAUUGCCACCUUCACUUCGAUCUCAUGAUCUUGGCCAGCCUCGUGCAAAAAAGACCGAUAAAGCAGCGGCCGCCAGUGCUGCUGAUGGCGAAUGGAUCGUGGUUAGCAGGAGAAAGAAACCUACAAAUAAGGAAAAGUUGUCAAGGGAGCAACAGUUGCAAAAGGUUCAGGGCGCGCCUAAAAUACCGAUAGCUAGGAAAAUGCGUACACCUAACUCGACGGCUGUGGUUUUACAACUGCAACCGGGUGCGGAGUUACAAGGUGUAACCUAUGCAUCUGUUUUGUCCGAAGUCAAAGAGAAGAUAGGGGGUGCAGGUCUCGGGAUUAGGUUUAGGAAAGCAGCUACUGGAGCGCGUAUUCUGCAAGUGCCGGGUGCUGAGAGUGGAGAGAGGGCUGAUGUCCUUGCAGAACAGAUCCGUAACGCGAUUGGCCCCGGUGUUCUAAAGGUUUCAAGGCCAGUAAAAACAGCUGAAUUGAGUAUUUCGGGUUUCGACGACUCUGUGACGUCGGAAGAAGUGGCUGCAGUGGUGGCACACACCGGUGCAUGCCCGGUUGCGAGCGUCAAAGUCGGAAACAUACGAGAGCACGGUAUGAGUGGUGGUUCAGUGGUGGUGAAGUGCCCCAUUACUGCAGCCAGUAAGUUAGUUGGAACUGAUCUGCAGGUUGGUUUAGUAGCGGUUAGGGUGCGGCUACUUGAACCUCGUCCGCACCGCUGUUUCCGCUGUCUAAGGAACGGACACAUUGCUGCCAUCUGUACUGACGAAGUAGAUCGCUCGGGUUUGUGUUUUCGGUGUGGACAAGCAGGUCAUCAAUCACGAAAUUGCAGCGAGUCACCGCACUGUCCGAUCUGCGCUGCUAGCGGAAAAUCUCCUGCACAUAAAUUGGGUGCUAAAGUAUGCAUAGAAAGUGCCCCAAAUUUGAAAAAUAGCAAGAAAGCUCAAGUGAAGAAGACUAAUGCCGUGCCGCAAGCAGUUGCAGAUACGGAUAGGGUGCAAGCCAUGACGAUAUAA